UAAACUUAUUGGACGGCGGUCUUGCUUUACAGCUCCAGGCCGCUUUUUACGGCAUUUUCCGGCUUUCCAUUCACUUCGCUGUGAAGAUGGCGUCGGGCAGCGGGACAAAAAACUUGGACUUUCGCCGAAAGUGGGACAAAGAUGAAUACGAGAAGCUCGCCGAGAAGAGGCUCACGGAAGAGAGAGAAAAGAAGGAUGGAAAACCAGUGCAGCCAGUCAAACGGGAACUUCUGCGGCAUAGGGACUACAAAGUGGACUUGGAAUCUAAGCUUGGGAAGACAAUUGUCAUUACCAAGACCACCCCACAGUCUGAGAUGGGAGGAUAUUACUGCAAUGUCUGUGACUGUGUGGUGAAAGACUCUAUCAACUUCCUGGAUCACAUUAAUGGAAAGAAACAUCAGCGAAACCUAGGUAUGUCUAUGCGUGUGGAACGUUCCACCCUGGAUCAGGUGAAGAAACGUUUUGAAGUCAACAAGAAAAAGAUGGAAGAGAAGCAGAAAGAUUAUGAUUUUGAAGAAAGGAUGAAAGAGCUCAGAGAAGAGGAGGAAAAGGCUAAAGCAUAUAAGAAAGAGAAACAGAAGGAGAAGAAGAGGAGGGCCGAGGAAGACUUGACAUUUGAAGAAGAUGAUGAGAUGGCAGCUGUGAUGGGCUUCUCUGGCUUUGGUUCCACCAAGAAGAGUUACUGAGGCUUUCUAUGCUUGGCCUAACUUUGGCCUAUGCUGGACCUAACUUUGUGUGUGUGUUAGGGGGAUCAUUUCUUUUUGGGUACUGGGGAAAGUCCUUAAGAGUGUCUGUGGGCAGGGCUAAAGGGUGGGUGUUUGUGGCUUCCCUCUACUGUGGGAGAGGACACAGGAUGCAGAGGUAAUGCUGUGGCAAAUUCCUUUAGCUUCCAGUAUAUCACUGGAGUCACAAGACCUCUGCCCAUCUGAGUUCCCAAUAAAGAAAGGCCUCCCCUUCUGAGACUGCUUUCCCAAAACUCCCUCUGCAUCUUUCCCUCUUCAUCUAUCUAACCUCUUGUCUGAGCAUCCUACCUUUAUCCUGUGUUCUGCCUUUGUUUUAUUUUUGACUUGUUCAGCUUGCACCAGAAGGAUUCUCUGGGUCCCCAUUUUCCAGCAGAUGCCAUAUUUUUGACCAGCCCUGCCUCCCAUCCUGCCCUAUGGUUCUCUAGCCUCCUCCUGUGCAUGCAUGUGUAUUUCUGCCUGGGUCAAUGGUAUGUGUGGAUUGUGUGCAUGAAUCUGUCACAAAGAGGGGAGCCUGAGCUAGAAUCUCAGAGCAUUGCUGCCCUGGGGCCUGAUGUUCUUGGUUUCCUUAGCGCAUGUAACAGGAAAUUAAAUGGGAUGAGUGUUUGGUGUGGUUUCUGUCUGCUGAGUUUUUUAACAUUGUUCUUCAGAUGUGGACUGUUUUACCUUCUCCAGUUUGUUUCAUUUUACUGAAGAUUUCUUUGUUUUUGUCUUCCUUGUGAGCAGGCUCUUGGAAGAACCUGUUUGAUGCAAAAAAAGAAAAUGGAAAAAAAAAAAAAAAAAACACAAACCAACCAAAACCCAAAAAAUACAACCAAGCAAACAAACUCACUGUGGGAGCCCUUGGGUCUCAGAGGUUAUUCAACAUGUAUAAUAAAUGGCAUUGACUGGGCCUGUUUCACAUUU
This is a messenger RNA of Marmota flaviventris (yellow-bellied marmot), 1646 nucleotides long. It is a transcript of the gene Zmat2, whose product is annotated as zinc finger matrin-type 2. Gene Ontology annotation, cellular component: U4/U6 x U5 tri-snRNP complex; spliceosomal complex. Gene Ontology annotation, molecular function: zinc ion binding; nucleic acid binding. Gene Ontology annotation, biological process: mRNA splicing, via spliceosome. The record is from RefSeq and is a predicted model, not a curated record. NCBI's taxonomy places the organism in Eukaryota, Metazoa, Chordata, Mammalia, Rodentia, Sciuridae.